Messenger RNA from Cotesia congregata, 357 nucleotides. NCBI's taxonomy places the organism in Eukaryota, Metazoa, Arthropoda, Insecta, Hymenoptera, Braconidae. The record is from the annotation of a GenBank genome assembly.
AUGGAUUAUUUCAGAGCUAUGUUGUUGACCAGUGAAGAACCAAUAUGGGGCCCUGGUGAUUCUGAAAGUAUACAAUUAAAGCGAGAUGAAGAUCUCUAUAAGCAAGAGAUGGUGAGAUUGGAAAAUGAUCUAACUGAAUUAGAAAGUACUGUUGAAGAUUUACGAGGCAGUGUCAUUAAUAGAAAAACUCGUGUUAACAUGUGUGAUGUAGAAAACAUGGCCUUGAUCUUAAGUAAAUCUAGACGCCAACAACAGAUUCACUUUAAUGAUGUUGACUUUGAAUUCAUUUAUAGCAAAACGGUAGCAGAUUUAAAAACGAAGUUCCCAAAUCUCAAGAGAGUCUUAAAGGCUUGUUGA